ACUUGGGACUCUCACCCUUUUUCUUUGGCCAACUCAGUAACGCGUGCCUCCACGCUCUCCAACGGUCAGUCCAAAAACGGAAACGGCGUCAUUUUCUUCAUCGUUCUCAGAGUCUCCACUGGUUUUUGUUCUUUCUCACUCUACACUAAAUCUAAAACCCCUUUCUCUCUCUUCAAUCAAUCUCAGUGAAAAUUUUCUAGUCUCGACAUGUUUUUACGCUGAAAUAGAGGAAGAAAAAAAGAUCCAGAAUGUUCGAGAAAAGGAAGAAACAGAAGUGUUUUGUUAGUGAAGAAGAUAUAGCCAUUCUCUUACAAAGGUAUUCGGCAACAACAGUGCUGGCAAUGUUGCAAGAGGUGGAACAGGUAGCAGAUAAGAAAAUUGAUUGGAAUGCAAUGGUGAAGAAGUCUACUACUGGGAUUACCAAUGCAAGAGAAUAUCAAAUGUUAUGGAGGCAUUUGUCUUAUCGACAUGGCUUGGUUGAUAAAUUAGAUGAUGAGGCUCAACCUUUGGAUGAUGAAAGUGAUUUAGAAUAUGAGUUGGAAGCUUCCCCUGCUGUAAGCAGUGAAACCUCAGCAGAAGCUGCAGCAGGUGUGAAGAUGCUAAUUGCUUCUGGGGCUCCAAAUGAUGUCAAUAUGUUAAAUGGUUCAACCAUUGAGGCUCCAUUGACUAUAAAUAUACCAAAUGGCCAAACAUCUAGAACUGCUAUGGAUAAUUCAUUCCAAGGUACUUCUAUGCAUGGGACAAAUAUUAUAGUCCCAGUUGCAGUGCUAAAACAGCCACUGUCAACUGUGGUGGCUGCUGAGGGAUUGGAUACCCAUGGACCAGGUUGUACCAACUUGCCUCCUCGGCGAAAGCGUAAACCAUGGUCAGAAGCAGAAGACAUGGAACUUAUUGCUGCUGUCCAAAAAUGCGGCGAAGGAAACUGGGCAAACAUAUUGAAAGGGGAUUUUAAGGGAGACAGAACAGCUUCCCAGCUCUCUCAGCGAUGGGCCAUUAUUAGGAAGCGACAGGGGACCAUGAUCGGGACUGGCUCACAGCUUUCAGAGGCUCAGCUGGCAGCUCGUCACGCAAUGUCCUAUGCUCUUAAUAUGUCUAUUGGAGAUAAGUUGAAAGCAGCUUGUCCAGUUGGCACUGGCGUGGGGCCUAAUUCAGGUGGUGGACCUAGUAAUUCUUCUCAUCCUGUUACUGCCAACAUGGCAUCUGGUGGUGCACAGUCCCAGCAUCAACAAGACCCGUUAUCUUCAAAACCUCUGAUAGUCCCCCAAAAACCAGCACCAAAGCCUACUACGUGGCCAGAUUCAAUGGUCAAAGUUGCUGCUGUAGCUGCAGGGGCCCGCAUUGCUACCUCUUCAAAUUCUUCCUCACAGGUGAAGGUACCACAACCUAAAACUCCCCUCCAAAUACCUGGAAGAGGUCCUGCAGUCAAAUCAUCUGUCCUAGGUAGUACAAAUGGCUUGCCCAGUAAUGUGCACUUUAUUCGUACUGGUCUGGUGUCCCAUCCCUCUGCCCCAUCAAAGGUCAUGCAUUCCGCUGGCCCAUCAAAUGCCUCACGACCUGGAGCUCAGCAGGUGUUGAACCACUCUUUGAAACCCGCUUCACCCACUGUUCAACCUAAACCAAUUGGUAAUUCAUCCAGACGAAAUGCUUUAGCUGAACGCAAUGCCCCAACAUGUGCUCCAGUUGCUGAGCUUAAGGUAAAUGCUAAGCAAGAAGUUCUCCAGAAAACUCAACAAGAUCAAACUCCUCCAUCAGUCAACCCAUUGAUAAAGAAAGCCGGUGAAUUAAAAGAGCACAAAAAAGAGGAUCGAGAUCCUGUUCAUGCUAAUGCUCUGGGCGUUCAGGUUCAAGAAAAGUUGAUUAGUUUGCCAGGUCGGGAGAUAACCAACAAUGAUACUAGUGAUCCCAAUAAUGGAGGUGAUCAUCCCAAUAAGGAACCGGCUGAAAUUGAGAACGGGAAAAAUAAAAUGGAAUGACUACUAGGUUGGACCAACUUUGAAUGUAAAGUUAAAUUCAUGGUUGAUUGUUCUUAUCUACCCUUGGGUGGUUUUGUAAAAAUGUGUAGGUUUCUUGCAAUGCAUUGUCUAUAAUUAGGUGACAAAUUACAAUUCUUUGAUACUUCCUCGUCAAUUGUUGAAUAUUUCCAUGUGGUAUUAUUUUGUCUUGAGAUCUC
This is a messenger RNA of Solanum dulcamara, 2170 nucleotides long. RefSeq lists its product as uncharacterized. The coding region runs from base 249 to 1973 and encodes 574 amino acids. The transcript has 6 exons. Lineage: Eukaryota; Viridiplantae; Streptophyta; Magnoliopsida; Solanales; Solanaceae. The record is from RefSeq and is a predicted model, not a curated record.